AAUUAUAAUAAGAAUAAAAUAUGAAAAUUACUGCAAUAUUAUUUAUAUUAAUCUUAAUCUAAAAUACUCUUUCUAGAUUUUUAAGAGUUUAACGUUUUAGUGAUAUAUUAGCAUCCUUCCAAAAACAUCCAAAUAAACUAGCAACAGCAUUAAUAUCAUCCUUUGAUGAUUGUAAAAACUGUGAAAUAGCCCACUAGUCCUAUAUAUCCUAUGCUUUAUAAAAUGAAGAUAUGGUAAAUGCAUUUUUAGUGGAUUGUUCUGAAUUAUGGCAAUUCUAAGAUGAUAGAGAUAGAUUACCUUCCUGUGAUCCUGAAUAAAAAUAACAUUUGCCUCAUUUUGUUUUUUUCUAACCUGGACUUAAUAAAAGAUUACCGAAAAGUAUUCCCUAUGAAGGUAUUCUUAGUCCAGAUGCUAUAUAAGCAAAAACAAAAGAAUACAUGCCAAAUUUUAUUAAAGAUAUCUCUAGUGUGAAAUAACUAAACUAAUUUUUAUCCAAUACAUAAAUAUAAGCAAAAGCAUUAAUUUUCGUUAAAGAUUAUGAAGAUAUUCCUAUGUAAUAUAUAGCUUUAUCUGGUGCAUAUAAAGGUCAAAUUGAAUUUGGUUCUUUUGAUUUAAAUACAAAAAAUAUAUAUUAAAAAUAUAAUAUUACUAAUCUUCCUUCUUUAGUUUUUGUCACAAAUGAAGAAAGCUAAGGAAUUUUAUAUUAAGAUGAGUUAGACUAUCAUAAAAUUAAUGAAUUUUUAAACAAUGAAUAUACUAAAGGAAAUUUCGAAGUAAAAAAAAUAAAUAAAAAAGAAAAGAAAAAAGUCUUUUUUGAUGUUUCUAAUGAAGUUGUUGUAAAUAAAGCCAAUUUCGACCAACUUUAAAAUAUAUUGAAAAAAAAUAAAGAAAAUUUAGUCUUAAUUCAUUUAUAUAAAGAAGAAUAUAAAACAAAUAAAAUUUUUUAAUAAAUAUAAAACGAUUUUAAAAAUGUAUUUGUUUAUUAUGAAAUAUAAUGCUUUGAAGAUUUAUGUGAAUAAGAAUUUAAAAAAAUCUAAUAAUUUCCAACCGUAAUAUUAUAUGGUUUAAAAAAAACUCCCUCUGACAGAUGGGCAAUAGAUAAAUACGAUUAAACAUAAUUUUCUUAUGAUUUAAUAGAAAAUGUUUUAAAACCAUCAUUUUAUAACGAAAAUUUAGUAAAAAGUGAAGAUUAACUUAGAUAAGAAAUGUAAAAAGGAGUAAAAGAAAAAAAAUUUACUGUUUAUUAUUUCUUGGAUAUAAAUGAUGUUUAUAAUAGAGCUAUAUGCCUAUAUAUUAGUACACAUAGAAGGUUUAGAAAACAUUUACAUUUUGUGACUUUUUUUAAUCCUUUAGAGGCUUCUUAAGAUUUAUGGGGAGCUCGAUAAGGCUUACCUUACGUAGGAGCAGUAAUGGAAAUAUUGGAAGAAGGAACAAAUUAUAAAAGAUAACCCUAUGAAUAUAAUGAAAUAAAUUAUUCUAAUUUAAUUGAUUAUUUUAAUAUUUUGUGUAAUAUUAAGUUAGAUAAAUUCAUUAUUAAUAAUCCUAUUUAAGAAAUAAAAACUUAUGAAGAUUAUGAAAAUAUUUGUUAGAAAAAUAGUAAAGUGUGUAUUCUUGGAAUCUUUAGUGGGUUAAAAUAGGGAAAAUUAAAAAACGAUUUGGAUGUUUUGUAGGAAGUUAGAACCGUAUAUUAUGAUAAAGAUUAUGAUUUUACAUAUAUAGAUGGAACUUGUCAUAUAGAAAUUCUUAAAUCUUUCAAACUUUAAUAAAAUUAAUUGAAUACUGUUAUUUAUAUAGAUUAAGAUAGAAAAAAAUAUGCAGUUUUAAAUGGUUAAUUUAAUUUAAAUUCUAUUUCUGAAUUUAUAGAAAAAAUUAAUAAUAAAAAAUUAACUUAAUUUGCAGAAGAUAUCGAUAUAGAUGAUAGAGAUUGUGAAAGCUUUAAUAAAGCUAAUUAAGAAAAAAAAUAAUAAGAAUAAUAAUAAUAAUAAAAAAGGAAAAACAAAAGAAAAGAUGAAUUAUGAUUUUUUAAUAUAUAUAAAUAUAUAUAUAUUGUACUUUCCUUUUUAUAAAAAAUAUGAAUUUUAUAAAUAUUAUAUUAAAAAUAAAAUAUAGAAAAAAAUAAUUAUAAAUAUUAUUAAU
Ichthyophthirius multifiliis is the source of this 2136-nucleotide messenger RNA. RefSeq names its product thioredoxin domain protein. NCBI's taxonomy places the organism in Eukaryota, Ciliophora, Oligohymenophorea, Hymenostomatida. The record is from RefSeq and is a predicted model, not a curated record. The transcript has 4 exons.